This is a messenger RNA of Procambarus clarkii (red swamp crayfish), 7504 nucleotides long. Lineage: Eukaryota; Metazoa; Arthropoda; Malacostraca; Decapoda; Cambaridae. The record is from RefSeq and is a predicted model, not a curated record.
CAGUGUGCCACAACGGAGCGCGGGGCGUGGUGCUGUGCCUACUGGAGGUGGGCCGCCUGGCUCAGGGCUGGUGGGGCCUCGAGCCCCCCGGCAUCAUCAAGCUGGAGAGGGAGAUGGACGGAGAGGAGUGGUCUGGCAGGUCGGACAGUGGGUACUCCAACACCUCCUCCCCGCGAGGCUCGACCCUGACCCUGCACCCAGCCGCGCCCAGCCCUCCUGCCGCAGACCACACCAGGCCUCCCAGGCCACUCUCUGCUCCUGGUCAUUUGCCGCUAGUUCCCCGUCUGGUUCUACCAAACCAAUCUACCCACACCCAGACUGACACACCACCUGCCUCUGCUCAGUCUCAGACCCCAAAGUCAAGUAUCCCUCGCCCAGCUAAGCCUACUCCACCUCCAAAACCUGCCUCCAUACGAAGAGCUGUUUCUAACCUAACACGACGUCCUACCAGCAUUCCUUGCAAGUCAAGAGGAUGGUCUGGUGCCAAGACAACACCUACUACUCCUGUAACGACUCCAACACACUCUGCUAAACCACGGCUCCCUUCAGCUCGAACACCAAGAUCUUCUGGUCGCUCUACACCCAACACUACACCAACCACACCUACUCAUUGUCGACGAUACAUGACAUCACUGCAACGAGCACCAGCACCUCGUCCUGUGUCAACCUCCCGUCCCACUUCACGACCCUCAUCAAAGCCUCCCUCAAGGUCCCCAUCUAUUUGCAGUCGCCUUCAGGAGUGCUACAACACCGUCCAAUCAGAAAGUGUUAACGAAGCCCACAGAACAGAUCUUGAUAAUAAGGUUCUUGACAUAGCAAGCCAGACUCGUGGGUACUGUGGAUGCAAAGAGGUGGACUGUACUAAAUCUCACGUUAAGCGAGUUGCAGAUGGCAAGUAUGAGAUCUGUGGCAGAAAUGUCUAUGUUAGGCAAAAUUCUUCACCCAGCGAGAAGUUUGCACAGACAAGUCAACUAAGGAAACAACCGUCGAGCAAGUCACACACUUCUUGCUCAGAUAAACACUGCCAUACAGUGGAGGAGUUUGUAGCUAAGCUCCAACCACGUGAGACAUCGUCCAGGAUCUCCCACUCUCCUCCUGUUUAUCAUUCAGCAAAGAAGUCUGCACUGAGGCAACGACAUUCCGACUCACCCCUGAGAAAGGUCCACUUCUCUUCUGAACCUAAUAAAUGCCGAAUUCCAGUUACAACAACUGCAACGGCCAGCACUUCUAUAGACCCCUAUCUUUUGAAGGGUAAGCAUGUGAUGGUGCGAGUGGGGGGAGGAUGGGACACCCUAGAGCACUACCUCCUUCGUCAUGACCCAAAGCAGGUGACGGUAUUUAACCUUAAGUCUGCAGACCCCUUCCUACACAUCCGUGCCAAGUACUGUUCACCUACACAGUCCCAAGCUUCUUCUACCAGAGGCUCUCCAACACACUCCCGAGCCACACCCAGUAGGGUGACACUUUCUAGAGAACCUUCCCCUGAAAAUUCAUACUCUGAAGGCACACCACCACCUCCACAGGAACCUCAAGUGCCAACUUCUCCACCUGCUGUGUCUUCCAUGCCUGCCACAGAAAGUUGUGUGUCAAAUACAGACAGUUUCAAGACAGAAAAAGAAAUCUUUGUUCCCACAGGAGAAUCUACAGUGGUUACUGCAGAAGAAAUUUCACUGGAAAAUUCUGAUUCAAGAAAUGCUUCUUUCAUUCCUUGUUCUACCAAUGGAACUACUGAAACCGAUUGUUGCAAGUUAACUCAAGAUGAUAGGCCAACAGCCAAUACAUCCUCUUCUCAAGAAGAAUCCAGUUCUGUAAACAACUCUAGCCCUAAUACAGUUUCAAGACCUAUUGUAAACUCUGCCACAUUUUGCAUCGAGGAUCAUAAUACUUGUAUGACUGAUCCUGUGCCAGCAAUCAUUCACACAUCACACUCAAAAUCCCCUUCUACCUCCUCAGCUUCCUCCUCCUCUUCAGACUCUUCCUCUGAAUCUUCAUCCUGUUCCUUAAAGGUUACACCACCACCCACUCCCUCCACUUUUUCUACACCAGCAUGUGCAACAUCUGCACCAUUAGAUUUAUCAAUAAUGACAAAUGGAAGCAGUUCUACACUUGGGACCCCUUUACCACCAGAUUCAAUUGAUCACGAAGAGCUGUAAGCAAAGGCAUAAACGACAAGCAGUGAAUGAUAAAUUUUGAUUCUUAACACAAUGUCAAUUUAAAUGAAAUGGGAAUGAUUUAUAAUUUCUUUUGACCUCUGGUUGCAAAUACAUAUUACAAUAAAUAUUUUUAUUAAAAAAAAAAUAUUGAUGAAUGUAGCAUCUUGCACAGUGGUACAUGCUAAAUAUGUGAUAUUGUAUGUACUGUAGCUGCACCACAAACUGUUCUGGCAUGACAAAGACUGAAACAUUCAGAGUGAAGAAGGAAAUUGGGUGCUGUGUCCAAAUCCUGUAGCCUAAGAGCCUUCACUUCUAAUAAUGCCUGCUUUGGUGUAUAGGUUAAUGAAGCAUUCACGGUGCUGCAGAGAAUGUGUGCAGGAAUGACCACUUUUAGUGCUAUGGAUUCAUUAUCAAUACAGAGGAGAAAAAUAAGGUGCUCUUGUGACCCUGCAAAGAUUUGCAAUAUAUUUUAUAAUUAGGUUAUAUGAAGGCAUUAAUUGAUAACUGAACUGUCAACUAAUUGUUUUAAAAGAACCAUCAAUUUAAUGUUGCAUCAACUGUGGAAUGAUUCAUUAAUAAUGUAAUAGUCUAAGUGAAUACUUUAAGUACAUUACUGUACAUUAUUUAUUGAUAUUACAUGAUAAUUACUAGAAUCAAGAAAAUGUGCUAUUUUAUUAAACAAAGUAUUGGAACUUCAUAAAUUGUGUAACCAAAUAUACUGUACACUUGAGGAAUAUACAUACAUUUUAAUAUAUAUAUUACACUUACAGCAUACUGUGCUCAUCAUUGUGUUGAACUUGUAAAUGAUUAUGGAAUUUUCUGUAAUCCACCAUCUUAUAUUUCAGGACAUCCAUAAAUCAUAUUAGUGUUUUGUUAUUAAGAGUUUUGUCAAAUAUUGACUGCACACUUGCAGAUGUCUGGUAUGUAGGCACUCGUGGCACUGUGAUAAUAUUACUAACAAAAUCUUCAAUAUUAAUGUUCAUUAAGACUGCUGCAAGACUUUAUUAAGGGCUAUUGAACUCCGUCAGCACCCUAUACCAAAUAAUGUUUCUAGACAACUAAUCUUGCUUAUUGCUAAUUAGUUAUGGUGAAGAACAUAGGAUUUAGGUUUUAAAAAUCUAUAAAUAUCUAUGGUAAGGUUAAUGGUGGGUUUAAUUCAAAUACAGUAAGGUGUCAUUUUUGGGCAUCCAUGUAAUACAUAAUGAUUGACAAGUGUCCAGUAACGAGUCACAUUUGUAAGUCUGUGCAGGUCCAAUUUCAUGGCCCUUUAUUUUGGAAAGAAAAUAGUGAAAGAUUUUAGAUACAUGGUAUAGGAGAUUUUCUAUUAAUCCAAAUGAGGGCUUGUAGUUUUAUGACAAUUAACUUUUUUUGGAGAUACUGGACAAGAUUGUCAGAAGAGCAGGACUCUGAUGUAGGCUUUUUUGCCAUCUCUUAUGUUAACUAAACUAUUAUGCAUGAUAUUUAUAUAGCUCUUUACGAUCAUGCCAGCACAGUAGGUGCUUAUGCCCUUUCAUGUGAAGGCAAAAAUGGUAAGAUACUUAUAUCCAUUAUAGACUUUUAAUGAUUAUGGAAUAACUUCUUUAAAGAGACUUAGUUUGUAUUACAGAUGGAUUUUAGUAGCCAGUAUCUGCUUACUGCAAUAGUACACCAAGCUCGCAACUUAUGUGUAUAAGAGAUAUCCUCAUUGAUAUUUACAAAUGAGAAUGUAUGGGACAUCUUUUGGAAUUCUUUUAAAUGAACUGUAGAUCUAAAGUGAAGUCAGCUUUAUGUAUACAUACUACCGAGAUGUCAAAUGCAUGGUUGCCAUAUGCCUCCUAAUUAACUGCUGAAAUCUUUUAGGUGAUGUGAUAUAUUUUCGUAAGACCCUGAUACUGUUUAAUUUUUAGUGUUUCAAAAUACAAAAAGAAAAAAUCAAUUUUCUAAUACAGUACUGUAAUUACAAAGUUAAAUUUAAAUGACUCAAAUGAAUACUGAUACAGAAUGGGAUAUGCUUUACCCAUUAUUUGAUAAUGUUUAUCAAGACCGUAGCAGGGUCACAAUGGAUCUUAUGAAAAAUUCAUCAACUUAAUGUACAGUAGCCUAUAUCAAAGGAAAAUAGAUGUACAUUGAUGCAAUUUUAUUAUUUAAUAAUAAUUUACUAUAUAAUUAUCUACAAUGAACUUUUCCAUAUCAUAGAAAUUGUUAUCAAUGCCUUUAUUAGGUAUGCCCAUUAUAUUGGAAAACUUCAAUAUUGAGAAGCCUACUUUAUUAGUAAUUAGUUCCCUUAAUCUUUACUGAUUUUGGUAUAAUAAACUGAUCAUAUUACUGUAUUAAAGAAAUAGCUGCUCAAUAUUAAAGCAUUUAUAAUCAGCUCUAGAAAUUUACCAAGCUAAUUUUUGCAUUGUACAGUACCAGAGAACUUAUUAAAAAAAUAAAUAUCUCCUUACAUUUAAAAAUCACUUCAUUAUGGUUCAUAAAUAUGUUCAGUUUCAGAGUAAAACACAGUUUAUGGUGACAAGUAACUUGGAUACUCGAGGGUCAGAUAUGUUAGGAAUUUUAGUCCAAAUAGUAAAAUGUCUCAUUAAUUUGGUGACAAUUAUAAAGAAAAAUGAAUGCCAUAUUAUUGGUACUGGAAACAUUUUUGGAGAUUUAUAUUAUUUUAACAAUUAAAUUGUAAUUCUUCUUAAUUAAAGAGGCUAGUAUUACUCCUGUUUUCAAACAAUGGGUUUUCAAACAAUGGGUUUUCAAACAAUGUAAACAGACUUAGGAUCACCUACUACAGUAUAACCAAAAACUUACCGAGUUUGAAACAAACAUUUCACCUUAAAUAUAUGCAUAUUGAAUACAUAAAUAGACAAAUUAUAUUGCAAAAAUAUUACAAACGUAAAUACUGUAUAGGGUGAAUGCAAGAGAAAUAUAUUACAGCACAGUUUUGCACUGUGAUGCAGUCUAAAUAACCUGCUAUCUUUCUUGGCAUUAGAAAUACCAAUUCAAAGAAUCUUAUAAAUUAUGAAUCAAUUAACAUAUUGCAAGGGGACUGUUAUAAUCUAUCUUGCUACAUUUCUAAUUAGGCCUCUUAUUUAUACUAUAAUACAGUACUAAAUGGGGUACCCAGGUCAACACAGCAUCAUUCCACCCCCCCAAAAAAAAAAGGAUGAUAAAUAACAAAAUGGGAACAUAUUGACGUGUGACGUCCUAACUCGUGUCAACACCCCCAUAAUGUGCAACUAUUUUCCAUAAAAAAAUUUCUUGGCCUUACCAUGGGCAAACUAUCAGAAUGUUUUAUGAUAAAGGAAGUAAUACAAAAAGAUGUUUUAAAAUGUUUCUUUAGUAGGUCGAGCCAAUAUCAUAGUUGCCACCAACUUCAUGGGGGAUUUCUAUGGGAGCCAGCUAAAUUUUAAUGGGAGCAAUGGGGCUGACCCCAACCCACCUAUGUUAGUCUUCUAUCCCUCAGCAAUCACUGCAAAGUUGGGCAAGGUUAGCCCAAAGCCUCUGGCCAAUCUCAGACAAAAAGACAAUUUCCUUUCUUUAGAUAUAUAUAUUAUAUAUUAUAUAUAUUAUAUACUGUAUAGUGUUUUAAGUGCAGUUCAAUAAAAAAAAUUAUUGAGUUAUCAAUCAAUUAAGUUUUCAUUACACGAUAUAGGAAUUUAAAUUUGUGUGACACAGCUUGACUGCCAUGUGUAUAACUGCAUGUAUUAAUUUGCAAAAAUAGGUAAUUAAUAAGAAUAGGGCAUUUGCUAGACAUCCAAAUAUUCAGUACUGUAAUUUAUGUUUAGGGGCCACUUGAGCAUGGCUAUUACUUUAACUUUUGAUGUAGCAUAUAUUUGUUCAGAACAGAGGAUGUAUAGACAUUAAUUUAUUUACAAUUACAAAAAUAAAAUGGUUAUGCACAAGAGAAGUGUACAAGAAAACUUUUUAUGGCUUGCUCAUUCCUGCUUUGUCAAUGAAAAAAAUGAAUGUCAAUAACAUUCACAUGCAUCUCGUAAAAAGUGGUUGUGAUUCAAGUAUUUAUUAAAGUACUAUUAAUAUUAAAAGAAUUUUUCCAUAUCUACCAGAUGAAAUAUCAGAAAUAAGAUAUCCUAACAUUCCAUUUAUAAUCAGUACAAUAAUUCUACUCAAAAGUGCCAAUAGUAGAUAGCUGUUAAAACAUAUAAUUUGAUACUGCAUGAUGAUUAAUGACUUGUCAUGCAACACAGUCAUAAUUAAUGAAUGUGUUUACAUCAAAGUAUUGUAUUUUGUGUGUGUACUGUAUAUAAUAUACUGUUGGUGACAGUUGCCCGUGUAAGCACUACUGCUGGAGAAGGGUUCAUUAAUUCCUUGAUGGUAUUUUCAUUGUCCAGUCAAAAUGCAGCCCAUUUGGUCUCUUAGUAAAACUCCCAAAUAAAAUGUUGCACCCCCUCCCCCUCAGACAAUUAAAGGAUUUUGUGGAAGAGCCCAAAAGUUGGAGCUCAAUCCCUACAGACACAAGCACACCUUAAUAUAUAUGGUAUAUCCUUCAAUCUUUUCAAUGUACAGUGGCACCUCGAUUAACCAGUGGCUCUAUCUACGAGCAUUUUGAGUAACGAGCAAGCCACUCACAGAACAUUUGUCUCUACUAACAAGCUUUUCCUCGAUUAACGGGCGUUUCUGCUGGUUCUCGGACACCUUUUACGACAGUUUUGUUGUCGUUUCGCAAGAAGAGUUUUCCACAUGACGAGCUUGGUGUUGGAACGGAUUAAACUCGUUAAUUGAGGUGCCACUGUACCUUAAGUUGUACUUUGAAAUUAAUACAAAUCCUGGAAACAUGUGACACUGCACAGCCAAUAAUGUGUGCUGCAUGUUGACUGUAUUAACAACUUUUUUCUAGUUUUUUUGCACACAUUUUUUCUGCAAUUUGACCUUGAGUUCAUGCAAGAUGAAACAAAAAAGGAAAUAAUUACGCCAUGGUUAAUCUGAGAAAUUGCAGGCAAAAUGAUGCUAGUAUCUGUGCAAUAUCUUAAGAUAAUUUAAAUACAAAAAAUCUAAAAUCUGAAAAUGAUUACCUGUGUAGGAAAACUUUACGGUUGCUAAUAACGUUUGUGUGUUUUGGAUUGAUGUUUCAUACACAAUAAGUUUAAAGUUAAGUUACAAAUACAAAACUAAUAUCAGAUUAACAAAGAAAAUGUGCAUGUAGUGAUGUGAGCUUUGUAUGCUGUUAUUUUUUACAAUUUAAUUGUGCCAUGAAUUUUUACAUUUACAUAUACUGUACAACAAAAUGUUUUUUUCUGUGUUUUAUAACUGUGUACUGUAUUGCACAAACUGUUUUCCUCCCAUUGGAUAAAUCCUGACCCAAAUAAUUCUUAUCUCUUCAAUUUCAUGUUAUUUAUUUUAGCCAAAUAAAUUUAAAUUAAAAA